Molecule: messenger RNA, 2347 nt
Organism: Rana temporaria (common frog)
Lineage: Eukaryota; Metazoa; Chordata; Amphibia; Anura; Ranidae
Product: gastrula zinc finger protein XlCGF57.1-like
Exons: 3
Coding region: 195-2027 (610 amino acids)
Biological process (GO): regulation of transcription by RNA polymerase II
Cellular component (GO): PcG protein complex; transcription regulator complex
Molecular function (GO): RNA polymerase II cis-regulatory region sequence-specific DNA binding; DNA-binding transcription factor activity, RNA polymerase II-specific
Source: RefSeq, a predicted model, not a curated record
GAUCCGGUAAUGGGAAGCCACCAGAGAGAUGUCUCUGUCCUCUGUAUUCCCGAGAUUAUACACAGGAAGGUCAAACCAUCCCUCACCAUCAUCAGGGUGAAGAACAGAUUAAUAUAAAAGCUGAGGUUAAAGAAGAAGAAAUAGAGACGUAUGUGGGGGGUGAUCAGCCAUUCACGGAGGAGGUUGGGAGGACUAUGAAGAGUGAACAGGAAGAAAUGUUUCCACCUAUCAACACAAAUGGAUGUGAUGUGAGGAAUUCCUCGGAGAGACAUCUUCUAUUAUCUGCUGAUUGUAAGUCAGAAGAUAAUGUCAUCACACAGGAUCCUCCAGGAGGAAAUCCAAAUACACAAAAUAUACAUCACAGACCUUCCUGUCCGGAGACAUCAAUGGAUCCCUCUGAUCAGGGGGAAUCUUCUCAUCAAUCACAGACUAUGAUUGUAAAUAUCCAUGUAAGAUCUCACACUGCAGAUAGAUCAACAGAACCUUCUAAUCCCGAGGAAUCUUCCUCACCCCAUGAAGGAGAUCACCGAGGUGACAAGCUAUUCUCAUGUUCAGAGUGCGGGAAAUCUUUCUCUCGGAAAGGUAAUCUUGGUAAACACCAGAAACACCACACGGGUGAGCGUCCUUAUUCAUGUUCAGAGUGUGGGAAAUCUUUCACUCAAAAAGCGGCCCUUGUUACACAUUUUAGAAUUCACACGGGUGAGCGUCCUUAUUCAUGUUCAGAGUGCGGGAAAUCUUUCUCUCAGAAAGAUAAUCUUGAUAGACACCAGAAACGCCACACGGGUGAGCGUCCUUAUUCAUGUUCAGACUGUGGGAAAUCCUUCAGUGAAAAAGAUAGUCUUGUUAGACACCAGAGAAUUCACACGGGGGAGCGUCCCUAUUCAUGUUCAGAGUGCGAGAAAUCUUACACUCAAAAAGCAGCCCUUGUUGCACAUUUUAGAAUGCACACAGGAGAACGUCCUUAUUCAUGUUCAGAGUGCGAGAAAUCUUUCAGUCAGAAAGGGGCCCUUGUUAAACACCAGAGAAUUCACACAGAUGAGCGCUGUUAUUCAUCUUCAGAGUGUGGGAAAUCUUUCACUCAUCAAGGAACCCUUGAUAGACACCAGAGAAUUCACACGGGUGAGCGUUCGUAUUCAUGUUCAGAGUGCGGGAAAUCUUUCACUCAUAAAGGAAGCCUUGUUGAACAUCAGAGAAUUCACACGGGUGAGCGUCCUUAUUCAUGUUCAGAGUGCGGGAAAUCUUUCACUCAUAAAGGAGACCUUGUUAAACAUCAGAGAAUUCAUACAGGUGUGCGUCCCUAUUCAUGUUCAGAUUGUGGGAAAUCUUUCAUUCAUAAGGGAGACCUUGCUAAACAUCAGAGAAUUCACACCGGCGUGCGUCCUUAUUCAUGUUCAGAGUGCGGGAAAUCUUUUAUUCUUAAAGGAGGCCUUGUUGAACACCAGAAAAUUCACACGGGUGAGCGUCCUUAUGCAUGUUCAGAGUGCGGGAAAUGUUUCACUCAGAAAGCAACACUUGCUGAACACCAGAGAAUUCACACGGGUGAGCGUCCUUUUUCUUGUUCAGAGUGCGGGAAAUGUUUCACUCAGAAAGGAAAACUUGCUGAACACCAGAAACUUCACACGGGUGAGCGUCCUUAUUCAUGUUCAGAGUGCGGGAAAUGUUUCACUCAGAAAGGAAAACUUGCUGAACACCAGAGAAUUCACACGGGUGAGCGUCCUUAUUCAUGUUCAGAGUGCGGGAAAUGUUUCACUCAGAAAAGAAAACUUGCUGAACACCAGAAAAUUCACACAGGUGAGCGUCCUUAUUCAUGUUCAGAGUGCGGGAAAUGUUUCACUCAGAAAGGAAACCUUGCUGAACACCAGAGAAUUCACACGGGUGAGCGUCUUUAUUCAUGUUCAGAGUGCGGAAAAUCUUUCUGUAAGAAAGAUUAUCUUGUAAAACACCAGAAAAUCCAGUGUAGUGUGGGCAUUGGCAGGAGAACUGUAUGUAGUGUGGAUAGUGUGCUGGGGACAACUGCCAAAAAAUAGUGAGGACAGUGGGGGGAUCUAUCGUAGAAUGGGCGGACAGUGGGAGGUAGGGGAUUCCUUUAAAACAUAUUACUGCCCCGUAGAGGUCACCACAAAGGCAUUAGGCAAAGGCACAGAAUAUCGUUGAUUGGCGGACUUUUUGACAACAGUCAAAGCAGAUUCCUGUGAUACCAGCCAGAGGAAUUGGAGCUGAUGUUCCUGCACACAGCCUUGCUUUUUAUUCAUCUUGGACGUUCCUGCUACCCAUGCUGAUUUUAAAGAAUUUAACUGUAUGUGUGCUAUUUUGUUCUCUCAAUAAAUGUAUUUUGUCAUGUUAAUGA